UGCAAAAACCAUCACAAAACAUCAUGCUGAGGAUGGCAGAGGACAUUCAACCUACCAAGGAGCACAGCUCCUGGAUAUUAAGUUGGCUUCCCUCUUGGUGCCCCACUUCUCCCUCUCAGCUGAAAGAUGCAGAGGAAAAAAUGCUCAAGAAUGUGAAGCAGCCUUUCUCUAGGCAACAUAUCUGCAUAUCCAACAACAACUAUCUGUGGACCUUAGCGUUUUCCACCCAGCCACAGCCAUGUUCUCCCCCCGAGCCCCCAGCCCAGUCCAGAUCUCCUCUGGUUCUGCUGCAUGGCUUUGGAGGCGGGGUUGCCCUUUGGGCCCAAAACCUGGACUCCCUCUCCAGCAUCGGACCGGUCUACGCUCUGGACCUGCUGGGCUUCGGCAGGAGCAGCCGCCCCCAGUUCAGCACCGACCCGGAGGGGGCCGAGGAGCAGUUUGUGGAGGCGCUGGAGGAGUGGAGGGAGGAGGUGGGACUGGAGGAGAUGGUGCUGCUGGGACACAACCUGGGAGGAUACCUGUCUGCUGCCUACACAUUCAAAUACCCACACAGGGUAAAACAUCUGCUGCUGGUGGAGCCGUGGGGUUUCCCAGCACGCCCAGAGAACCCCAACGACAACUCCUUCCCGGUGUGGAUCAGAGCCAUGGGGGCCGCCAUGAGCCCCUUCAACCCUCUGGCUGGACUCAGACUGGCCGGGCCUCUAGGUCCAAUGCUCAUCCAGACAAUCAGGUCGGAUUUCAAGCAGAAAUACUCCUCCGUGUUUGACGACAACACAGUGUCCGAUUACAUCUACCAUCUGAAUGCCCAGACUCCGAGUGGAGAAACGGCCUUUAGGAACAUGACCAUCCCCUACGGCUGGGCCAAGAGGCCCAUGGAGGAGAGGAUCCACCAAAUCCAGGCUGACAUUCCCGUUUCCUUCAUCUAUGGAUCGCGCUCCAGCUUUGACAGUGACUCUGGAUACGCGUUCAGGAAAACCAGACCAGAUGUGUACAUCAUGGUGAUCAGAGGAGCAGGCCAUUACGUUUUUGCCGACCAGCCGGAUGAAUUCAACCAGACCGUCCUUCAGAUCCUCACUGGGACGGGGGAGAGAAGCCAAGAUGAGGGAACAAAUCACCGAGCGCUCCCUCCUUCAGACGACACGCACACACAGGAGUUUGACUAACCCAAACCCAGUACACAGCCUCAGCUUCUUAACUGUAAGCCUCUUUAUCCUGCACUUUACUCUUAAGAGAGAACCAUCGCUGACU
Molecule: messenger RNA, 1248 nt
Organism: Anoplopoma fimbria (sablefish)
Lineage: Eukaryota; Metazoa; Chordata; Actinopteri; Perciformes; Anoplopomatidae
Product: 1-acylglycerol-3-phosphate O-acyltransferase ABHD5-like
Exons: 7
Coding region: 24-1163 (379 amino acids)
Biological process (GO): negative regulation of triglyceride storage; positive regulation of triglyceride catabolic process
Cellular component (GO): lipid droplet
Source: RefSeq, a predicted model, not a curated record